AUGUUAGGAAAUCGACUGUUGAGACAAUUUUAUUUUGGCGUUAUUCCCAAUAUUCCAAUUGAUGCUCAAUGGUCACAAAAUGGAAAGACUGUUGCUGGAGGUAAUGGAUAUGGAAAUGCCACAAAUCAACUCGCGAACCCUUGUGGUCUCUUCAUUGAUGAUGAUCAAACGAUGAUUAUUGCUGACUGCUACAAUCAUCGUAUCGUCCAAUGGAAGAUGGGUGACACGAAUGGACAAGUUGUAGCUGGUGGCAAGGGUCAAGGAAAUCGCUUAGAUCAAUUGAAUUGCCCAACCGAUGUGCUAAUCGACAAAGAGACUGAUAGUGUCAUUAUUUGCGAUUACGGGAAUAGACGAGUUGUACGAUGGUCUCGUCGUAGUGGCACAACUCAAGGAGAAAUCCUCAUUGACAACAUCAGGUGUUAUGGGUUGGCCAUGGAUGAUCAGAGAUAUCUCUACGUCUCUGACACGGAAAAAGAUGAAGUAAGACGAUAUCAAAUAGGAGACAAGAAUGGAAUUAUCGUGGCUGGUGGAAAUAGCACAGGUGCUGGUCUCAGUCAACUCAACUAUCCGACUUACAUCUUUGUCGACCAACAACAGACUGUCUACGUGUCAGACAAGGACAAUCAUCGUGUAAUGAAAUGGAAUAAAGGUGCAAAAGAAGGCAUUGUCGUCGCUGGAGGUCAAGGUGAAGGGAAGACUCUGACACAAUUGUUGCAUCCUGCCGGACUCUUCGUCGAUAUGUUGGGUGCCAUCUAUGUGGCAGAUUCGGGGAAUCAUCGAGUCAUGCGUUGGUCUAAAGGAGCAAAACAGGGUACUGUCAUUAUGGGUGGAAAUGGUAAAGGAGCAGGAGCAAAUCAGUUCAAUCUCCCCGUUGCUUUGUCUUUCGAUCGACAAGGCAAUCUUUAUGUCGUCGAUGUUCUUAAUCAUUGUGUUCAAUUUUUUUCAAUUCAAUAA
Rotaria sp. Silwood1 is the source of this 954-nucleotide messenger RNA. The record is from the annotation of a GenBank genome assembly. Lineage: Eukaryota; Metazoa; Rotifera; Eurotatoria; Philodinida; Philodinidae.